UAAAAAUGAAAUGUGAAGUGUUUAUUGUAGAAGAUAAAUAUUGCGUUUAAGAAUAAUGGUUUUUGCAAAUUGUUACUGUCUUUAAGUCAUAAAGAUAUUUACGAAUCAAUAUUUAGUAUACAUAAUUAUUCAGUGGGUUCGUCAGGUGUUAUUAAAUCCGACUAAAUUGAUCGUUUAAAAGGAAGUAUAAUAAUGACUGCUGAGGAUGACAGUACUUGGUUGAUUGAAUUGGAGUCGGCAAUCCUAGAUGGCUGCACACCUCAAGAGAUCAACGCAAUUACUAAAGGGAAAAAAAUACCAGAAAGCUUGAGGCCCGAUGUCUGGCUCGUUUGUCUCAACUGUCAUGAUAUGGGUAAUCAGUUGCUUAUGUUUGAUGAAAUAUUUGAUUUAGCCAAUCAGAAUGAAUUGAGGGAUAAUGUAAAAAAGUUUGUAAGGAAACUUGAUAAUGAUGACGAUGAAAAACUGUCAGUUAUUUCAGAUAUUGAAUCAAUUCUUACUUUUUAUUGUAAGUCUAGAUCUAUUACUUAUGCUUCUAACAAUGGUUGGAUAGAAAUACUUUACCCUCUCUUAAGUUUGAAAUUGCCGAGAUCAGAUACUUAUAACAUGUUCGAAAGAAUCUUGAAGCUAUAUAUUCCAAAUGGAUGCACAUCAAAUGGAGUACCAUUUCACAUAUUGCGAUUGAUUAUUCAGUAUCAUGAUCCCGAGCUAUGCUCUUUUCUGGAUACCAAGCGCAUAACACCUGAACAAUAUUGCAUGCCAUGGCUAAAAUCUCUUUUUUCUGGUACUUGUAAUCUGGAAGUGGUGCUCUUUAUGUGGGAUUUGUAUUUCCAAAGAUCUGACCCAUUCUUUAUAUUCUUUCUUUGCUUAAUUAUGAUUAUAAAUGCUAGAGAGCAACUUUUGCAAAUGAAGAACGAAGAUAAAGCUACAAUAGUCCAAAUACUGAGUAAAAUGCCGAGUGACCUUGAGGCUAACGAUGUCUCGGACUUUUGUUCAUUAGCACAUUAUUAUUCAUUAAAAACACCAGUAUCGUUUCGAGAAGAUGUUUUAGAAGUGCUAUUCUCUGAAAGUGGACUAGAAAUCAAUUCUAAACUAUAUUCCCAAGCCCUAUGUCUCCCCGUGGCUGUUCAUGAGUUAAUUGAAAGUGCUACCGUAGAUGUGGCUGACGCUGAUGCUGUUAAGUUCUUCUUGGUCGACUGUCGCCCUGCUGAACAAUAUAAUGCUGGACAUUUAUCAACUGCUUUUCACCUCGAUUGCAAUUUAAUGUUACAAGAGCCUAAUGCAUUUACUACAGCUGUUCAAGGAUUACUUAAUUCCCAACGUCAAGCUUUGGCUGCGGGAUCCCUGGCUGCAGGUGAACACUUAUGUUUCGUUAGUUCUGGUAGAACAGAAGAAGACAGCUAUGCUCAUAUGGUAGUUGCUUCUUUCCUAAAGAAAAAUAUAAAACAUGUUUCCAUGCUGGAUGGGGGAUUUGUAGCAAUACAUGAUUAUUUUGGUCCACAUAUGACUGAUUGUUUAGAAGAACACAAUUCAUCUGUUUGCUUGGUUUGUGCACCUAAUAAUAAUAACAACGAUAAUGGUGUUCAACCAUCUGCUAAUAAGGCAAGAGAUAAUAUACCCGCUAUUCAACUAUUUAGCAAGCUUUCAUCCGCUAUGAAAGCAAAGAGCCAAGAAGUUAAAGGGAAGCUAAUUGAAUAUAUAGUGAAUCCAAAUUCGAACGCCAAUAACGGCGAGUGGCACGUGUCGGCAAAUGAUCGUAAGGAGCAGAGAUACCGGAACGUUCCUCCCGUCUUCAGUAUUAAUGACGAAGAUGACGACACACAUUCCGAUUACCGACGCGAUUCGAGCACAGAUGACGUAGACGAAAUAGUCGAACUUCAAACUUUCCUCAAAAGCCAAAAUGUCGUGGAUAACUUCUCGUGUCAAGAAGUUUUAUCAAAUGGCUACAUGUUUGAUUCUUAUCUUGUCAUUACUGAAACACAUUUAGUUAUAUUGCGAGAAAUACCAAAUAAAAAGGGCGUUGUAAAAGUCUUGUCAAGGAGACCACUUUCGACGAUAGUCAAAAUUACCGCCAAAAAGAGGCACCCUGAGUUAAUAACUUUUAAAUACGGCGUACCAGAUGGUGAUAAUUUAUUAAUAAAAGACAUGGAUAGAUUUUUAAUUCCUAAUGCGGCAGUUGCUACGAAAAUUGUCUCCAAUCAAAUAGUAUCUCAAUUGGAUAAUAAAUUACAGUAAUGUUAUGUUUCUCCUCUAAAUUAUCAGUGAUAGGAAUGACUCAUAUAAUUUGAAAUUUAGAGUAAUCUAUGUCAUAGUAUUCCGUUAUCUGUUACCAUUAAACAAUAUGUACUUACUUAGUGAUAGCAACUUUGCGUUCGAAAUACAAAAAUCAACUAUUUCAGCCUAAUAAGUAUCCAUCCAGGCUUAUUAAUCCAUUUGGAAUGUAUAAAAUUAUAUAUAAGUUAUGUUAGUAAUCCUAAUUUAAAAAAAAUGUAAUUAAUUAGUUUAAAUUUUAUAGUACAUUGUGUUAUUAUGUUAGCAUUCAUUAAACAUUAUAAGCAAAAAUAUGUAGAUACGUUAACUGAGCUUUUUUCUCUCGAUCGAUUUAUGAAAUCGAUAUUUUAUUUAUUAUUUAUAAACAACUUUUGCGUCUCUGUUAGAUUUUGUACAUUUUCAAUAUCCAACCAACCAUAUGUCCAGAAAUCACAUGUCUAAGUGUAUAUGUAAUAAUUAUAAUAAAAAUAAAUAUUGCUAAUAGAAAUUACUAAAUAUCAUGUAGUAGAAGUAGUAACCGUUAAUGUCCUACGGUUGAGUAAGGACCUCGUCUUUGAAUAGGGAGAAAUUUUAGAGCUUAAGUCACCAAACUGCUUAACUCCGGGUUGGUUCUUCUUCAUCUAUCACAAAUCACUCGAUGAAUUCGACCGUGUUGUGCUAACAUUUUACAACCCCCUAAAACAAAGUAAUAAAAGUUAUUCAGUUUUAAGAAAAAAAAAAACUAUUAUGAAAUAAAUUAUCUUUAUAUAUAGUUAUAAAAUGUUAUAAGAUUAAAUAAUACGCAUAAUAUUACGUAACACGGUUACGGUAUAAACAAUUGUGCUGUGAAUUGGGCCAUUUUUGCACAACCCGGUCCAAUUAUAAACACAAAUUAACUACAUAGAAUAUCAGUGGGAUUUAAACCCAUGAUUAUCGGCCGGUAGGCACACGUAUUUUUCUUACUGGAACAUCUCGGUCUAUUUUUCGUUGGUCUUAAUUAAUGAUCUCAUAAAAAAAAAUCAUGUACAAUAAUAAUAUUAGUUAGGUCAAACGCGACAAAAAACUUUCUAGUAAAAAGCAGUCAAUAGCCUUAUAAUUUAUUAGCAAAGAUGGAAGCUAGGGACGUGCUAAAUUGACAGCUUCUUUUAUAUAUUUAAACUAGCUAAAAAAAUGUUUUUUCAUAAUUGCAAGGUCAAUGAGCAAAUGGGCCAACCUUCAAAUAAAGAAACAACAAUAUAAAAUGUUUCUGUUUGGCGGUUUAUCUAACUUUACAUCAGGCGGGUGAGACGUACCUAGACGAAAUUACACAGAUCCCUAGUUACUAGUUAAAUAGAUACAAAUACAUAUUAAUUAUUAUUUAACCGAUUAAAUGAAACGCAUAGAUUAUCAUUACGAUACAUAGCUAUUUUAAAUCAGAAUAAUAUUGCAAUUAAAAGUAAAGUAAAUGAUAACAUUUGACUUUUAUAUCACUUAUUAAAUGCAAAGGAAGGUAAAGAUAUGAUAAGAUUGAAAUGAAACGAUUAACAUGUAUGUAUCUUCUGUAGCACGUGAAACUACAUUAUCGAAGUAGCACAACAUUUUAUUGUAAUUAUAUUAUAUUUAAUUUGCUUCCGAUAUUUAGACUUUCCGUUCUAAUUACGUAAUCAAAUAAUGUGACAUAAAAAAUUACACGUGUAUGUAUGUGUGUGUAUGUGUGUUUGUGUUAGUUUGAAAAAUUAAUUUUAAAGUUGUUGUGUAAAAUAUAACCUGUAUAUAUAUUGAAAUUUCUGGUAGUCCCGGAUCUUGGGGUCAUACUUGUGUGUCAGUCCCGGGUUAAAAUAUUCCUAGCGAGUAAUAUUUUUGGUUUUAUUCGGCUUUUAAACAUCUUAGAAUUGCUUCUAAAUUGUCCAAUACUAAGACAUCGCGAAUCGCAUAAAGUGUUUACUAAUAUCGUAAACAUUUAAAUUAUCAAAUAUUUAUUUAGUUACAUUGAUUGGAAUUGUUGGACGCCCAUAGCAAGGUUUUGCCUAGCCCGAGAGUAGAUCCGGGGUUGUUGUCUGGUGUUCAUAGUCAUUAGUCAUAUAAAAAUAUUUAUUCUUAUAAGUUUUAAUUAGGUCUUAAUUCAAAUUAAAUUUGAAUUAAAUUGCAGAUAUUGCAUAUUUGAUAUUUUCAAAUAAUAAAAAAAAAUUCUUAUUAAAAAAAAAACAAUUUAUUGCAUGAUAAGGCUCCGUAUUCAAUAAAAAAAACUGUGAUUAUUGUGAGAUUUGCGAUAUCUUUAUAAUUCAUUGUAUUUAAAUAAUUUAAUUGGAAUCCCAACUACUUAAUUCUAUUAUUAUUUUUUUUUAAUUUUCAAACAUGUGCCUAUUAAAAUUGUAGAUGUUCCUCAACAAGAAAAAAAAAAGACGAACCUUAUAUUUCUUAAUGUAUCUGUCUGAUUUAUGUUUUUAAAUGAGACAUUGAAAAAAUCGGAUCUAUUUUCAAAGAUGGAAUGAUUACGGAACAUUAUCAUGUCGAGAGGAGGAAACAUUCUAAUUGAUAUUUAGUUUUAAUUCAGAAUAUUUGUGUGUAUGUAGAUUUUUUGUGUAUUGUCAAUAGAGGUACAAUAGCAAAUUAUCUUACAAAUGAUGGCGGCAAGCUGAUUAAUAGUUUGUUUUAAUAAAAUAAAUAAUAGCACAAUUUUGGUUCGAUAAUUUUAAAGUUUCUAUAAUUUAUGUUUAUUUCGUUAUUUUGCUAAUCAAAUAUAUUGCACAAUUCUAAAAGUAGUUACACGUUUAAUUUGUUCUUAUGCACUUAUAGACCUAUUAUAAUUAGUAAGUACAUUUGCAUUUAGUUUUUUUUUAUAAAAAACACACAUACCUGCCUAAAAUUUAUAACUCUUUAUAUGUUAUUUAUUUAUUUUUAGAAUAAAAAAAAGUAAAAUUAGCACCGUGUAUUAUUUAAAAAAGAAAAUUAAUUCAAAUCACUUAUUAUAUAAUUAUGAAUUGUAGUUAUUGAAAACCAACAAUAUUGUAUAAUGUAAAUAAAAUGUCCAAAAUUAUCUUCACGCUAAUAAAUUUGCCGUUAAAUGUUAUUCAAUUAUAUCGUUGAGUCAAACACGCAUUCAAAUUAUUAAUUAUAUUGUAAUUUAAUUGUUAUGUAAGGUUUACCCUUAGCUAAUAUUGGUAAAAUCUUUCAGGCAUUAAAACAUAAACCAACCGCUGAAAAUAGCAAUAUUAUUGUUAGUAUCGAUAACAGAAAUAGAGCAAUAUUAUCGGAAACAUAAAUAACAUGGUAGUAUCGGUAGCAUUCUUUAGCAAUCGUAAAAGAAAAAUAUUAUCUACUAACUUAAGCCACAUUAUUAAUAGCCAGUUAUAUUAAAUGAAGAGUAUUAUUUAUAGUUGAUAAGCCCGCAAUGGGAUGUUAAAUUGGAAACUAGUAUUGUCUUGGUUUCUCAGUAAGGGCCGAAACCCAAUAAUGCGACAUGACGUCGAAUUGCAGAAAUUUGCGAACUCUCACAAAGCAAGGCAACGCAACGCAAGAACUUGCGAAUUGAUUCGUAUAAGAUUUAUAUAUGUUAACGUUUGCGGAGAGAGUUGCACGAAAUCGCAGCGAAGUAAUUCGCGUAGCAGGCGCACUGCAAAUUCCCAUAGCGACCACACGCAGUUUUGUGUUUUGACUAUAGCACACUUCUUGUGCAUACCAUUCACAGUCCGUCCAUCCUAUUUCAGAUGAUAUACCUAUUUACUGUUAGCAAUAUCAUGUUCAACCAUUAUAAACAAAAACGCUAAGAACAGUUGGCCGGUUACUACCUGUAAUUAUUGUUAAAAUAAAAAAAAUAUAUAACGAACAAUCAAAUAAUAUGACGGACUAUUGAUAAAAUUCCAUUCUCAAAACAAUUAUACAAGACAUUCCUCAUGUAUAUUUGGAUUAAUUUCUCUGUAAGGACUCACUUUACAUCUCACUCGUGAAAUGUUGAAAAUGUAGUCAAUAUCGAAUAUGACUAUUUGACAUUUUAAGAUGGUGUUCCAUGUUUGUUCUUCCAAGAUAGUUCAACCGUACCGAGCAAAACUAGUCAGUAACUAAAGUGUAAGAAUUAUUGCUCAUAUUUAUUUUUCAUACAACAUGUGUUUAAACUUUCCUAUUGGAUGAUAACUACUAAAAACAGUUUAAGUUUACGUUUUGUAUUUAUAUAUCUCGAAACCAGCAUUUUAUGUUUGCCUGUUUUAAAACUAUGUUUGUAUAUGUUUAU
Molecule: messenger RNA, 6454 nt
Organism: Nymphalis io (European peacock)
Lineage: Eukaryota; Metazoa; Arthropoda; Insecta; Lepidoptera; Nymphalidae
Gene: TBC1D23
Product: TBC1 domain family member 23
Exons: 2
Coding region: 193-2232 (679 amino acids)
Biological process (GO): retrograde transport, endosome to Golgi
Cellular component (GO): trans-Golgi network
Source: RefSeq, a predicted model, not a curated record